AAGAACUCUCUCUCUCUCUCUCUCUCUCUCUCUCUCUCUCUCUCUCUCUCUACAUGUUCUCAAUCAUAAUCUGCAAGUCCUCUGCUUUUGCAAAGAAAAUCCAAAACCCAUUUGUUUCCAUCCAUCUGAAUUCGAAAUCUCCGCAUCCAUGGCUCCAAGAAAGCUUCUUGUUUUCUGGGUCGUCGUCUUCUUCCUCAUAGCCCUCUUCCUCCGCCGUGGCUCCGCCGAGAACGUCAACUUCUACUUCCCCACUUUCAACUUCCGAAACCUUACCUUCCUCGGCGACUCCCACAUCCGAAACGGCGUCGUUGGCCUCACCCGUGAGCUCACGGUCCCCUCCUCCAGCGCCGGCGCCGUCAUCUACAACAACCCAAUUCGGUUCUUUGACCCGGAAUCCAACAUCACCGCUUCCUUCUCCACGAAGUUCACUUUCUCCAUCGCCAACGUCAAUCCGAGCUCUUACGGGGACGGCAUGUCGUUUUUCCUCUCGACGGACAACCGGAUGCUCGGCAGCCCCGGCGGCUAUCUGGGUCUCGUCAAUUCCUCCCAAGUGACCAAGAACAAGUUCGUCGCCAUCGAAUUCGACACGAAGCUCGAUUUGCACUUCAACGAUCCAAAUGACCAUCACGUUGGAUUGGACAUCGAGAGCCUCAAUUCGAUUAAGACCGCUGAUCCAAUCUUGCAGGGUGUCGAUUUGAAGAGCGGCAGUUCGAUUACUACUUGGAUUGAUUACAAGAAUGACCAAGAAAAACUUAAAGUGUAUCUAAGCUACUCGAAUUUCAAGCCCGAAAAGCCGGUUUUGAGCGUAGAUAUCGAUCUCUCCGAGCAUCUGAAGGAGGUUAUGUUCGUGGGUUUUUCGGCCUCGACGGAAGGGAGCACGGAGAAGCAUUUGGUUGAGAAUUGGAGCUUUCAUACAUUCGGGUUCGUUGCGAAAAGGCCGAAGCUGCAGCCCCACAAUGUGUCUGAUACUUAUGUGGUGGUAAGUCCGAGAAUUCCAGUGUCCGGUUCGGGGGAUAAGCACCACAGGCGGCUCGGCUUAGGACUUGGUAUUGCCGGGCCGGCGUUCUUUUGCGUGGCGCUGUUGGUUUUCGGGUAUGUUUCUGUGACGAAAUGGAUGGAGGUGAGAAGACAGAAGAGCUUCAAAGCAGAGGUUGUGGCAGGGCCCAGAGAGUUCAGUUACAAGGAGCUGAAAUCUGCCACAGGAAGGUUUCAUUCCAGUAGGAUUCUUGGGCAUGGAGCUUUCGGGACUGUUUACAAGGCGUUUUUCGUGUCUUCGGGCACCAUUUCUGCGGUGAAAAGAUCCAAGCAUUCCCAUGAAGGUAAAACUGAAUUUCUUUCUGAGUUGUCGAUUAUUGCUUGCUUGCGCCACAAGAAUUUAGUUCACCUUCAAGGCUGGUGUGUUGACAAGGGUGAAUUGCUUCUUGUUUACGAUUUCAUGCCUAAUGGGAGCCUCGAAAAGGCACUGUACCAAGAACCCGGGCAAAGUACCUUGUUAGAUUGGUCUCGGAGACUGAAUGUUGCGGUUGGAUUGGCGUCUGUUUUGACAUAUCUGCAUCAGGAAUGUGAGCAGCAGGUCAUCCACAGGGACAUAAAGACUGGCAAUGUUUUGCUGGACGGGAAUUUAAACGCGAAGCUCAGUGAUUUCGGGUUGGCAAAGCUCAUGGAUCACGAUAAAAGCCCUGUUUCCACACUGACAGCAGGAACAAUGGGGUACCUUGCGCCUGAGUAUCUUCAAUACGGGAAAGCAACCGAAAAGACUGAUGCUUUUAGCUAUGGUGUGGUGAUCCUUGAAGUGGCAUGUGGAAGGAGACCAAUAGAAAGAGAGCCAGGAAGUGAGAAGGCAGUGAAUUUGGUUGAUUGGGUUUGGGGGCUGCAUUCCAAAGGGAAGAUUAUCGAGGCAGCUGACAAGCGGUUGAAUGGGGAGUUUAACGUGGAAGAAAUGAGGAAGCUGCUACUUGUCGGGUUAAGUUGCGCUAACCCUGAUAGCGCGGAGAGGCCUACGAUGAGGAGAGUUCUGCAGAUUCUGAGUAACGAGGCAGAAGUUCAAGCCGUGCCAAGGGUGAAGCCAAGUCUGAGUUUCUCUAGCAGAUUGCCUAUGUCGCUUGAUGAAAUUGUUUCGGAUUGUGAUGAGGAGGAUUGCGGCAGCCCCACCAGCUCUCUGCGUGAGAUCAUCAUUCACUGAAGAUUAUAUGUAGAUUGCAGAUGGUUGAAUUAUUUGAUUCUUUUACGUUUUACCACUGCUUAUUUUUUUAUCCUGUAGUUUGAAGAUUAGAGACCGUAGAGUUCGCUGGCCUGAGUUCAAAGCUUUCUGUUGAACUGUGUGGUCUCUGCUUUGUCCAGGACACAAAAAAAAAAACGCUUCUUGCUUGAAUAUUUCAAUUGCAAUAGAAGAUUUCUGACUGGUUUACGAGUUGAAUGUUACAUACGAACGAUUUCUAUA
Molecule: messenger RNA, 2440 nt
Organism: Pyrus x bretschneideri (Chinese white pear)
Lineage: Eukaryota; Viridiplantae; Streptophyta; Magnoliopsida; Rosales; Rosaceae
Product: probable L-type lectin-domain containing receptor kinase S.7
Exons: 1
Coding region: 149-2182 (677 amino acids)
Biological process (GO): protein phosphorylation
Cellular component (GO): plasma membrane
Molecular function (GO): ATP binding; protein kinase activity; carbohydrate binding
Source: RefSeq, a predicted model, not a curated record